GACGCCACGGCACACGCCAUACCCUCCCCCGCUCCCCGCAAGCAGCCGGAAGCUCUCCUCCCCAAAUCCUUCCCCGAUGGUGGAGCGCAACCCCGGCUGCGAAAUCGAGUUCGAAUUCCGACGCGUUCCCAUGGAGCUCAGGAUUUAGGUGUGAGCUGCGCCCCUCGUAUGGAUCCAGAUGUUCUCGUGGGGCCGUAAGCAGUCCUCUUCCUCCGGCUCGCCCUCGUCCUCCUCCGGCCGCCGCCGCGGCGGGACGGACGCCUCCAUGGACUCCAGCAGCCGCGGCGGCGGCGGGAGCGGGAGCCGCGGCCGGAGCCCGCGGCUGGAUCGCCGCAACGCGGCGAAGCGCAUCGAGUACGAGGUGGGCGCGGGGGCGUCCGCGUCGGUGGGCGCGUCGUGGUCGUCCUCGUCCUCGGCGGAGCAGCAGCGGUCGCCGGGGCUCCGACCCUCGCGCUCGCUCGACCUUGCCCCCUGCGCGGACCUCCGCAUCAGCGGGAGCGCGGAGGGGGAGGUCGACGAGCUCUGCCGCAGCCUGGGGCUCUCGGGGCCCGAGGAGUUCGCCAUCCCCCUCGCGGCCUGGGAGGCGCGCAAGUCGCGCUCCAAUUCCGACCUCCUCCCGCGCCCCCGCCUUGUCCCGUCCCCUGCCGCCGACGAACUCUCGCCCAUCGCGCGCGCGGUCUCGGCGCCCAAUGUUCAGCCUGCUCUAUCCGUCCCUGCCCCCAUUCCUGAGGAGUCGCUCCACUCUUCCUCCACCUCCACCGCCACCGAGUCGGCGGAGGAGCCUACCGUUGCGGCGCCCGAGGAGUCCCCCAAGGCUGCCCCUGCCGUUGCUGUUGUGCCUCCCGUCGGGGGUUUGCCCCUCCCCUCGCCAAAGAGGGGAGGGGGGGAGGUAGGGAUACGGGGCACCCGGCCGCCUCUGCUCUCCCCGCCCCCGCCAAUCACUGCACUCGCUCCUCCGCCGGUGAGGAGGCCCGUUGUUGCUGAUGACAUGACUGGGUCGGCUUGGGACAUUGUGCAGUCGUUUGCUCCCAGUGAAGAGAGAAGUGAAUUUGGAGGGGCUCAUGAACGCGCGGAGAAUCGUCACGUGUCAGACACAGAGGAGGAGGAGGCUGAGGAUGGGGUGGCAGCGGUGGAGGGGGAGCUGAAAGAGUUGAGAAUAGGAGAGACCUUCGAGGGUUUCACUGGAACAUCUUCCUUGUCGACAACAAACGAUGAUGAUGCAUCCAGUACAACCACGGAAGCCAUGUUCAUCAUCUCACCAAAUGGCAAGUUCAAGCGGAAGAUUAAGUCAUGGAUGCGUGGUGCUCUUCUGGGAAGCGGCUCAUUUGGAAUGGUGUACGAGGGGAUCAGUGAUGAGGGUGCAUUUUUUGCUGUGAAGGAAGUAUCUUUGCUUGAUCAAGGAAGCAACGCACAACAAUCUAUUCUUGCCCUUGAGCAGGAAAUUGCUCUUCUUAGUCAGUUUGAACAUGAAAAUAUAGUCCAGUAUUAUGGAACUGACAAGGAAGAAUCAAAACUCUAUAUCUUUAUUGAGCUUGUCACUCAAGGAUCUCUUUCAUCCCUCUAUCAAAGAUAUAAACUACGAGAAUCGCAAGUCUCGGCAUACACAAGGCAGAUUCUUAAUGGAUUGCUUUACCUUCAUGAGCGAAAUGUUGUCCACAGAGAUAUCAAAUGUGCCAAUAUAUUGGUUCAUGCGAAUGGUUCUGUAAAGCUUGCAGAUUUUGGAUUGGCAAAGGAGAUGUCAAAAAUUAAUAUGCUAAGAUCAUGCAAAGGAAGUGUUUACUGGAUGGCACCUGAGGUUAUUAAUCCUAAAAAGAUGUAUGGGCCUUCAGCUGACAUAUGGAGCCUUGGCUGCACUGUAUUGGAAAUGCUAACUCGGCAAAUACCAUUUCCUAAUGUCGAGUGGACAAAUGCUUUCUUCAUGAUUGGAAGAGGGGAACAACCUCCUAUUCCCAACUACCUGUCAAAAGAAGCACAAGAUUUCAUUGGCCAAUGUGUAAGAGUUGAUCCAGAGAACCGGCCUUCUGCAUCACAACUUUUGGAGCACCCAUUUGUUAACAGACCGCUGCGAGCUUCUUUUGAAUCUUCUCCCCCUGGCAUCCCCUCGUAGUACUGAUGGGUGGCGCUUGUCUUUGUGAAGCCAAUGCUUAGGUCAUGUACCGAUCUUCAUGAUUUCCACUCGUGGUGCCAGAAAGGAACAACGAGGGUUUGUUUAGGAUAUAGUUUAGUAUGUGUAGUCAGUUGGGAUGGUGAGCUUCGGUAUUGGAUGCGUUCCAUUGUAUUCUUUGGGUAUUCUUGGUUAGGCAAAGGGUUUUCCAUUCAGUAGGGUUCUUUUUCUGCUUUUUGUACAUUUGCUAGGCAAAAGGGGUGGAAUUUACUGUGAUAGUGUUCUAGACUUAGCCGAUGCUUGUAAAUGUUUGACACCAUCAUUCUUUACUUCAUGGCUUGUUUGCUCGAAAAGCUGGUGAAUUUAUAGCUUUC
Molecule: messenger RNA, 2478 nt
Organism: Panicum hallii
Lineage: Eukaryota; Viridiplantae; Streptophyta; Magnoliopsida; Poales; Poaceae
Product: mitogen-activated protein kinase kinase kinase 1-like
Exons: 9
Coding region: 179-2107 (642 amino acids)
Biological process (GO): protein phosphorylation
Molecular function (GO): ATP binding; protein kinase activity
Source: RefSeq, a predicted model, not a curated record